AUGUCUACUAAUAUCGUUGACACACUUAUUGCUAAAUAUGAAGAGAAAUUUACUGAAUCAAUUUCUCACCCAUUAACAAAUGAACUUUGUCAAGGAACUUUACCAGACUAUAAGUUGUUUACUUACUUAGUUCAAGAUUUGAAGUUCUUUAAUAUAGGUUUGAACUUAUUUGGUAAAGUAUUAGCUUUAUGUGAUGAUCCUCAACCUUCAAUUGUCUUAGGAAAACAAAUUGGUUUUGUAUCAAAUGAUGAAAAUGAUUACUUCUAUAAGUGUUUAUCGGAAUUAAAAGAAGAGAGCUUAGAUGAUAUUAAGACUAAGGUAUCACCAAUGUUAGAGGAGCCUGCUCUUACCUUGCCAGCAGUUCAGAAAUACCUUGAUUUCCUUAAUUAUUUGAUUUUUGAUUGUCAAUCGUAUGUAGAAUUAAUUACUACCAUGUAUGUAUUAGAAAAGGUUUACUUGGGUUGGGUAGAGUAUAACGAACAUAGAAUUCCCUCAGACUUACCAUAUAAACAUCUGGAAUGGAUAAAAUUACAUGGUGGUCCAGACUUCACCAAAUGGGUGCAAUUUUUAAAAGAUGAAGUCAUUAGAGUUACCAAGACUGAUGAAGAUAGAAAAAUCAGUGAACAAGCCUUCGUAGCCGCCUUACAGCAUGAGAUUGAAUUCUUCAAUGCCUGUUAUGAGUAUUCUACCUAA
Messenger RNA from Scheffersomyces amazonensis, 693 nucleotides. RefSeq lists its product as uncharacterized. The coding region runs from base 1 to 693 and encodes 230 amino acids. NCBI's taxonomy places the organism in Eukaryota, Fungi, Ascomycota, Pichiomycetes, Serinales, Debaryomycetaceae. The transcript has a single exon. The record is from RefSeq and is a predicted model, not a curated record. Gene Ontology annotation, cellular component: cytosol.